AUGCUGCACCCAAGUGCUUCGACCAAGUGCUCCGAGUUCCCUCAACAACCCAAAGAAACAAAAAAUCAGCCGCGAGAGCGUGUCAGUCACUCGAUUGAGCACUUUGGCGCGCGGCUCGCGGCUCGCGGCUCGCGCCUCGUUCUCAGUCGCUUCAAGCGCGGGCGCAAAGUCCAGCUGCACUGCACCUCGCACCUCACAAGUGACGCCGAGGCGGAUCUCACCGUCGCAAACUUUGAUGCCUCAGCCUUUGCCAGUACGAUCAGCUGCCUCCCUGGCCUCAAUCAGACGGGGCCAAUCACUGCAGAGGUCUGUCCCUUCGACUGCGCGGGUAUUUGCAACGGAGGGCCUGGAUGCCAGGACGCCUGCGCCCAGACGGUCGGGGAUGAUGCCCUUGACUAUACCCUGACGGGGUGCGAGGCGCUCGAGGUCGCAGCAUUCCCGCCAUGUUGCGACUGCUGGCGCGGCUGCGGCGGCUGCGGCUCCGAUGAGUGCUGGGGGCGCAAUUCUACCAUCUGGGAUAACACGAUCGGAGCCUUCAACACCUUUGGCCACUGUGACUGCGACAAUGACCUCAUCCGGACAGACACUGCUUGGAAGCAAUGUACCAGGAACAUUCCCGGCUAUGGUGGGGGUCAGCUCUGCUGCUCCGACGAUGGCGACAACUGCUACGCCGAUGGCCAGUCUGAGGCUCAGACCUGCAGCGACGGCUACACCGCCAGCCCUCACCCCGACGAGCCUCGGAACAACGGCCGCUACACGUGCUACCCGCCUCACUGCCGCUGCGACGCGUCCAAGUGCUCGAGCGAAGGCGACGAUUGCUGGGCGGUCGGCUUGCUAGACGGUGAGGCGCAGACGUGCCGCGACGGCUACUUGCCGAUCGCGUUCAGUGACUGGCACAAGUGCAACGACUGCUACGCCGAUGGCCAAUCCGAGCCUCAGACCUGCAGCGACGGCUACACCGCCAGCCCUCACCCCGAGGACCCUCACAGCGAAUGGCGAUACACGUGCUACCCGCCUCACUGCCGUUGCGACGCGUCCAAGUGCUCGAGCGUAAUGGGCUGCUACGCGGACCCAAGCUACGAGGCAAGGACGUGCCGCGACGGCUACUUGCCGAUCGCGACCAAUGAAUGGGAGCACAAGUGCUCCGACGAUGGCAACAACUGCGAGGCCGAUGGCCAGUCUGAGGCUCAGUCCUGUAGCGACGGCUACACCGCCAGCCCUCACCCCGACGAGCCUCGGAACAACGGCCGCUACACGUGCUACCCGCCUCACUGCCGCUGCGACGCCUCCAAGUGCUCGAGCGCCGGCGGCGACUGCUACGCAGACGGCACGCCAGACGGUGAGGCGCAAACGUGCGACGACGGCUACUUGGUCGUCCCUGUCAAUGACGGGCAGUACACCAAGUGCUCGAGCGAUGGCAACGACUGCUACGCCGAUGGCCAGUCCGAGGCUCAGUCCUGCAGCGACGGCUACACCGCCAGCCCUCACCCCGACGAGCCUCACAACGAAUGGCACUACACGUGCUACCCGCCUCACUGCCGCUGCGACGCCUCCAAGUGCUCGAGCGAUGGCGACGAUUGUUUUGCCUACCCAGGCUACGAGGCUCAGACGUGCGACGACGGCUACUUGGUCGUCCCUACGGAGUGCGCCAUCUUUGCCUACUGCGAGGAUGAGGAGACAGAGGAUGAGAACUGCAAAAGGGAGCCUGCGGCCUGCGGCUCCAAGUGCGCUAGAUUCUUGCGCUGUCCUCCAGCGCCGCCCGCUCCACCUUCUUCGGCGCCGUACUACUCUGCCAUCGAGUACCUCUCCAGCGACUGCUCUGGAGCACUCUGGCGGGUAUGGUCGGUCCCGUCCGUCGCGACCAGCGCGGAGGAAUCGAACGCCUCUUGCCUGCCUGCCUCCACGCCUGGGGGGGCCUCCUCUUCUAACGUGUGGUGUGACUUUACCGGUCCGCAGCCCAAGUUGCAGGGCACGUCCUUCAUGCCGCCUCUCCCUCCUAAUUCGUCCGCGACAUGCGACGAGGCGAGCUGGCCUGACAAGGACGGCGGCUGUGGCGAGUGCAAGGUCUUCGUAGGACUCGGCAACUUCGAGUCCUACGGCAGCUGUGGCGGCUACUGCGCCUCGAUUGGCCGCUCUUGCACGGGUGCGUGGGAGGGGAGUGACGAUAGCUGCGCGAUCAAGUAUGAGACAACGUGCGAUCACUCCAUCGACUUAAGCGACGACGACGGCGACGACGAAGGCGCCACAGCAAUCUGCGAGUGUGCAGCGCUCUACUCCAACAACUGCAGCACGACUGGAGGGGGCUUCGGGAGUGACGGGAAUGGCAUCGUUGCUAACGGCUCGACCUGCGUUGACUACGGCAACGGCUACUCGGGUCUGUUCCUGUGCGUGGAUGCCCUCGGCAACACGACGGUCGAGCAGUUGAUGGGCGAAAUCGAGUUGGCGCUGAGUCAAAUCAACCGUCGGCGCCUGCACGACCAGCGCCGAAGGCUUGGGGUGGAGAACGUGCGCGUGUGCCAGCAGUCGCGCUAUGUACUGGAUCCAGAUUUUCAGAACCCACUGAUCGAUCAGUGGGUGACUGUGGUGGACUCCUGGUACAGCGAGUGGUGCAAGGACCCUUACCGAGGAGGCGGAGGCACCUGCACCGCCGACGAGGAGGGCGCCGACAGCUUCAUGAUCACCUGGGGACCUUGCGGCGAUGCGUGCCGCAGCACGGGCUGUGAAGCCAUGCCGAACGGUCGACGGUUGGACUCGCCACCUGAUCCGUACCUAGAGUCAAGGCCCCUCGUCGUCAGCAUCAAGAUCGAGUACGACAAGGUUGUGGAAUACAACCCCGACGACCUUGCCGGCGGCGGCCUGGACGACCAAGCCAACCGGUCGACCGUCGAGGUUGUCAUCGCCGUCGAGCAAGCGAUCGGAGGGCUGUGCCCGCAAUGCACCCUCCCUCUGGUGAUUGGUACGACGGUUCCGGCGAGCGUUGUCGUGCUCCUGGCGAUCGCCGCCGCCUACUACCGGCGCCGAGUGCGGAGCAGGAUGGUUGCGCCGGUGCGGCGCAGCACCGCGGUGUUCGAGGAGGCGCCGCAGGAGAAGCGGGUGUGGCGAUGGAGCGAAGUGCCGGCGCUCGUCAAGUCGAUGUCUGUGAAGCUGCUCAAGGUCGCGGACGGCGAUGCUGUCGACGACGAGCUGCCAAACGGCGGGGACGGAGGCUUGCGUGUCGAGACCAGCCUGCUCCGCGACGCCUUUGAGGCGGCCAUGGACUGCUUCGGCCAUCUUGCGUUGGAGGAUGUGCGGCUAGAAGUGCGCCGUCAGGCGGCAGCACUGAUCCAGAGAGCGUGGCUGCGCAAGGCGGGUGGACGGCCGCUCCCAAAGAAGAGGGCGGCGGGCAUGGGGGGCUACGGCAAGUUUGGAGGCAACAUCAAGCAGAUGAUCACUGGCGAGCCAAAGCAGGCUGCAUUGGGACUGCACUACCUGCUUGGCGUGAGGGAAGCGGAGACGGCGCCAAUGAUGGUCGACCCCGUUCAAUCUAUCCGGGAGGAGUUCCUGCGCCACGGCACCGCAGACGACCGGUGGUGCCUCGAGUACAAGCAAGAGCGUGUUCUCACUACGAGCUUAGGCCACGUGCUCGCUCUCCGCUUGUACACGACCAACGCGUACCGCUCCCUCAACGACCCGCUGCGCAACAAGGAGCGCGAGGAAGCGCAUCCCUUCCCGGUGACGAUGCUCAAGCUCUCGGACGGCAUCAAGAAGCUCCGCGCGGUCGCCGCCGACCUCGCCGGCGGCCACGAGCCGGCCGACCUCUUUCGCGGCGCGCACUAG
Molecule: messenger RNA, 3816 nt
Organism: Emiliania huxleyi CCMP1516
Lineage: Eukaryota; Haptophyta; Isochrysidales; Noelaerhabdaceae
Exons: 12
Coding region: 1-3816 (1271 amino acids)
Source: RefSeq, a predicted model, not a curated record